AUGGAGCACACUUCUUUCCCUAUCACGAGGCGGAUCGGGCAUCCUUAUCAGAAUAGAACACCACCAAAGAGGAAGAAACCAAGAACAUCCUUCACGAGACUUCAAAUAGCUGAAUUGGAGAAGAGGUUUCACAAACAAAAGUAUUUGGCGUCUGCGGAAAGAGCUUCAUUGGCGAAAACUUUGAAAAUGACAGACGCACAAGUUAAAACGUGGUUUCAAAACAGAAGAACGAAGUGGAGCGAAAUCAACGAAUGGCUAUGUAGAGCGGAAUCUAAAGAUAAUUAUCCUGACUUCACAACAACGUCAAAAGCAUUACCGGUCAAAUUAAUCAAGGGUAGUCACAAAUCCUAUCAGCCCUAG
Messenger RNA from Diatraea saccharalis (sugarcane borer), 360 nucleotides. The record is from the annotation of a GenBank genome assembly. Lineage: Eukaryota; Metazoa; Arthropoda; Insecta; Lepidoptera; Crambidae.